AUGGACCCUGUGAGUGGCCUCGAUCGCUUUCGCAGCAACAACAACAACAGGCAGGAAAAAUCAACCACCGCCUCGGACCCAGCGCAGGUCACUGAUGCCGUUAACGUUAACGGCGGCAACAACUCGGAAGCUGCAAUUCCUCGUCUGCCUGUGGCGCCGUGCAUGGUCCGUGAACAGGACCAGUACAUGCCUAUUGCUAAUGUGAUACGCAUAAUGCGGAGGAUAUUGCCGCCCCAUGCAAAGAUCUCCGACGACGCAAAAGAGACGGUCCAGGAGUGCGUGUCGGAGUACAUCAGCUUUAUCACCGGAGAGGCCAACGAGCGGUGCCAGCGGGAGCAGCGCAAGACUGUGGCGGCUGAGGAUGUGCUGUGGGCAAUGGGCAAGCUAGGGUUCGACAACUACAUCGAGCCCCUCAGUCUUUUCCUGAGCAAGUAUAGGGAGGCUGAGGGCACUGAGCGCAGUUCAUCCCUGUUUGCAAAGUGUGAGAGGGGAGAUGGCGGGAUGGUUGAAUAUGCGCCGGUGCUCGGGCAUUAUGGGCCACCUGGGUUUGGUCUGGCGGCCCAGCAGCCCUGGAUGCAUAAGGCUGGCGCGAUGAUGAGUGGGUACUAUGGUGGGGCGGGUGGUAGUGGCAAUGAAGGUGGUGGAGCUGGAUCAUCUUCUGCGUCCCAGAGACAGGGACAGAGUGCUAUGGGUGGUGGGUUUGACCCUUUUGCUCAGUUUAAGUAA
Rosa rugosa (rugosa rose) is the source of this 726-nucleotide messenger RNA. RefSeq names its product nuclear transcription factor Y subunit B-9-like. Lineage: Eukaryota; Viridiplantae; Streptophyta; Magnoliopsida; Rosales; Rosaceae. Gene Ontology annotation, molecular function: protein heterodimerization activity; RNA polymerase II cis-regulatory region sequence-specific DNA binding; DNA-binding transcription activator activity, RNA polymerase II-specific. Gene Ontology annotation, biological process: regulation of transcription by RNA polymerase II. Gene Ontology annotation, cellular component: CCAAT-binding factor complex; nucleus. The coding region runs from base 1 to 726 and encodes 241 amino acids. The transcript has 2 exons. The record is from RefSeq and is a predicted model, not a curated record.